UACUGGCAAUUGACAAUUAGAGAGAAUGCGUUGAAACUUGAAGCAACCAAAAACUUUAUUCGACAAUCGACGCCAUUUUGAGUGUGUUUUACUUGAUUGUAAGCCACUUUCUUGAUUACCAUUCAAAUUUAAGCCGUAUAGAAUAAUGGGUGAAGACAAAGAUCGUCGACGCAGAUCACGUUCAAGAGAAAGAAGACGCUCACGUUCUCGUUCAAGAGAACGCCGAGAAAAGAGAAGAAGUAAAUCCAGGUCACCGUCAAAAAGAUCACGCAGACGCAAGCCUUCCUUAUACUGGGAUGUCCCACCGCCUGGAUUUGAACAUAUUACUCCAUUACAAUAUAAAGCAAUGCAAGCAGCCGGACAGAUUCCUGCGAACAUAGUCGCCGAUACACCACAAGCCGCAGUGCCGGUGGUCGGUUCAACGAUAACGCGUCAAGCGCGUAGGUUAUACGUAGGCAACAUACCGUUUGGUGUUACUGAAGAGGAAACUAUGGAGUUCUUCAAUCAACAGAUGCAUCUUUCCGGCUUAGCGCAAGCCGCUGGUAACCCAGUGCUUGCAUGCCAGAUUAAUUUAGAUAAAAAUUUUGCAUUCCUUGAGUUCAGAUCUAUUGAUGAAACCACACAAGCCAUGGCAUUUGAUGGCAUAAACUUCAAAGGUCAGAGUUUAAAAAUACGGCGGCCGCAUGACUACCAACCAAUGCCUGGCACUGAAAACCCAGCAAUAAAUGUUCCAGCUGGUGUUAUCAGUACUGUAGUUCCAGAUUCACCACACAAAAUUUUUAUCGGUGGUCUGCCUAACUAUCUGAAUGAAGAUCAAGUAAAGGAACUCCUGAUGUCAUUUGGCCAGCUGCGAGCCUUCAACUUGGUGAAGGAUUCAUCUACAGGCCUCAGUAAGGGCUAUGCCUUCGCUGAAUAUGUUGAUAUAUCAAUGACUGAUCAGGCCAUUGCUGGUCUGAAUGGUAUGCAGCUGGGUGAUAAGAAAUUAAUUGUUCAACGCGCGAGUAUUGGAGCCAAGAACUCCACUUUAGCGAUGACGGGCGCGGCGCCGGUGACGCUGCAGGUGGCGGGGCUGACGCUGGCCGGCGCGGGGCCCGCCACCGAGGUGCUGUGCCUGCUCAACAUGGUUACGCCCGACGAGCUGCGCGACGAGGAGGAGUAUGAGGACAUCCUCGAGGACAUCAAAGAGGAAUGUAACAAGUAUGGCUGUGUGCGCAGUAUAGAAAUUCCAAGGCCAAUUGAGGGCGUAGAAGUCCCUGGAUGUGGAAAAGUAUUCGUCGAAUUCAAUAGCAUCGCAGAUUGCCAGAAAGCGCAACAAACUCUUACAGGUCGAAAAUUCAGUAAUCGCGUUGUUGUCACCUCAUACUUCGAUCCCGACAAGUAUCACCGCAGAGAGUUUUAAAUGACAGCCGUUCUUUAAUUAAUUAAUAUUUCACGUAUCACAGAUUAUUAAAAUUAUCGUAAAAAUGACAUGAUUUUGUUAAUGAAGUAUCUAUUAUACUUACAUCCAAUUGUAUUUACAGAUAAUAAAAAUAAAUCUAACUUUGAA
This is a messenger RNA of Vanessa tameamea, 1546 nucleotides long. It is a transcript of the gene U2af50, whose product is annotated as splicing factor U2AF 50 kDa subunit. Gene Ontology annotation, biological process: mRNA processing. The transcript is spliced from 8 exons. Lineage: Eukaryota; Metazoa; Arthropoda; Insecta; Lepidoptera; Nymphalidae. The coding region runs from base 146 to 1399 and encodes 417 amino acids. The record is from RefSeq and is a predicted model, not a curated record. Gene Ontology annotation, cellular component: nucleus; commitment complex; nuclear speck. Gene Ontology annotation, molecular function: poly-pyrimidine tract binding; pre-mRNA 3'-splice site binding.